This is a messenger RNA of Engraulis encrasicolus (European anchovy), 2955 nucleotides long. It is a transcript of the gene slc2a3b, whose product is annotated as solute carrier family 2 member 3b. Gene Ontology annotation, biological process: dehydroascorbic acid transport. The record is from RefSeq and is a predicted model, not a curated record. Bases 190 to 1746 code for a protein of 518 amino acids. Gene Ontology annotation, cellular component: plasma membrane. NCBI's taxonomy places the organism in Eukaryota, Metazoa, Chordata, Actinopteri, Clupeiformes, Engraulidae. Gene Ontology annotation, molecular function: D-glucose transmembrane transporter activity. The transcript has 10 exons.
CAUACGUGAAGGCUUGUUACCUAAACUGCUUCGAGUAUUGACUGACAUUAGUGCUCUCUCUCACCCAACCAACUUCUAGGUCUUCAACUCUUAGAACCUGAAGAGUGAAUAAAAAGUGGAUUAAGAAGUUUGAAAAGAGUUUGGAUUUUUAGAACAGGCACUGAGGCCCACUUAUUGACACCAGGCAAGAUGGAGAAGAUGGAGGAGGACAAGAAGAAGAAGAAGGUGACAGGCUACCUGCUGUUCUGCGUGUUCACGGCAGUCAUUGGAUCUCUGCAAUUCGGCUACAACACUGGAGUCAUUAACGCCCCUGCGGAGAAAUUGAAGACUUUCAUCCGGAAUGUGACUCUGGAGCGGACUGGAGAGGCUAUGGAGGAGGGCACGGUCAAAUUUGUGUGGGCCUUUGCUGUGGCCGUCUUCAGUGUCGGAGGCAUGAUCGGCUCGUUCGGAGUGGGAGUUCUGGUCAACAAGUUUGGAAGGCGUAAGGCCAUGUUUAUAAACAACAUCUUGGCCCUCAUCGGUGGUACUCUGAUGGGUUUGGCCAGCUUGUGUCAGUCAUUCGAGAUGGUCAUCUUUGGUCGACUGGUCAUUGGCCUGUUCUGCGGACUGUGCACCGGUCUGAGCCCCAUGUACAUAGGAGAGCUGGCCCCGACUGCCCUGCGUGGGGCCUUUGGUACGCUGCACCAGCUGGGUGUGGUGAUUGGCAUCCUGGUGGCCCAGAUCUUUGGGCUGGAGUCCCUGCUUGGAUCGCACCUCCUGUGGCCCUUGCUGCUGGCCCUGACGAUCCUGCCAGCAGUGCUCCAGUGUAUCAUGCUGAUCUUCUGCCCCGAGAGCCCCCGGCACCUCCUCAUCAACCUCAACCAGGAGGAGGAGGCGCAACAAGCACUGGUGCGUCUGCGAGGCUACGAGGACGUGAGCGAUGACAUCAACGAGAUGAAGGAGGAGAGCAGGAAGAUGGCCAUGGAGAAGAAGGUCACCAUCCCCGAGCUGUUCCGCAGCCCCGCCUACAGGCAGCCCAUCAUCAUCGCCAUCGUGCUGCAGCUCUCCCAGCAGCUCUCCGGAAUCAAUGCUGUGUUUUACUAUUCUACAGACAUUUUUGAAAAAGCUGGAGUGACUGAACCCAUUUAUGCUACAAUAGGAGCUGGAGUUGUCAACACAGUUUUCACCGUAGUAUCUCUGUUUUUGGUGGACAGGGCCGGACGCAGAACGCUCCACAUUAUUGGCUUGGCUGGAAUGGCCAUUAGCGCUCUCCUCAUGACCAUCUCCAUGGAACUGAUUCCAAUGAAUAAGAACGUCAGCUACUUGGCCAUCGUUGCAGUAUUUGCCUUUGUAGCAAGCUUCGAGAUGGGUCCGGGCCCAAUCCCAUGGUUCAUUGCCACGGAGCUCUUCGAGCAAGGCCCUCGCCCGGCUGCCAUUGCAGUGGCUGGAUGCUCCAACUGGACAUCCAACUUCCUGGUUGGACUCCUCUUUCCCCCACUGGCGGACUUGUGCGGCUCCUAUGUCUUCAUCAUCUUCGUGGUCUUCCUCAUCUUCUUCAUCAUCUUCACCUACUUCCGGGUGCCCGAGACCAAAGGCCGGACGUUCGAGGAUAUCGCCCGUGGCUUCAAUGCUUCCUCCUCGGGGCCGUCCUCCCCGCCUCCCCAGGAGGGCGAGGUCACUCUCCCCGUCUCGCCCACCACUGAGAAGGUCCCCAUGGUGGAGUUCCCCCCGGUGGAGAAGAGCCAGAACGGCCUCCCAUCUGCCUAGGAGGAGGACAUCGAGUUGGCACUUGGAAAGGAGUCUUUGUACCGUACACAUGCCAGGUGCUGAACAACAGUUAGUUACUAUGAAAAGAAAAGGGCUCGCACACUCUUCGGAACUACUACUACUACUACAGUACUACUAUUACUACAGUACUACUACAUUGCACUUAACUGAUUUUUUGCCAUUGCAACUGCAAUUUACAGUUAUUACAGGGUGCUGGCUACAGUCCCUGGAGCAAUGGGGGGUUAGGUGCCUGUCUCAAGGACACUUUAGCCAUUACAACCCUUUGUCUCCCUUAUAAAUGGGAAAAUAAACCAACAAAAAACACUUUCCAAAAGAAAAUCCUGAUUAUUGUGCGAGCCCUUUUUUCAUUCAUAGUAACUGGGAAACUAAGGUGGUCACACCACAACUCACUGCUUCCAAAAGACAACCAUGGUAGACCCAAGUACAGGAAGCGGACACAGACAAUGUGGUUCAGACGUUCAGACCUGGUCAGCAUACUAUACUAGUUGUGUAAACCACCUGUCUUUUUAAUUAAGAUAUGUGACAGAGCUUUCACAAAGGUGUUCUUGGACCUGAACAGAGUAAAGCACCCCAUGUCAGGCCCACAAUUAACACAUUUUACAUAGGCUGUUGUGACGUUCAAGUCAGGAAGUUUAAAUUGUUCUCUUUAUGGCCAGUUUUCUUUAAAUGAGACAGAAGGGAUACAACAAGGUCACAUGAUCUUAUCUAUAAUAUAAAAAAUAACCAAAACUAAAGCCAAGGCACCAAGACUAAAAGGUACCAUCAUGUGAAAGGUUUACUAUGUCUGUACAGUGUCAAUGUGAGUUACUAUGCCAAUGUCAUUACAUUUUUUCUGUAAAAUGCAUAGUGCAAAGUGUAGUUUGAACAUUAACAUUCCAGUAAGUAUUCCAGCAUGUGUUAAAUAACAGUAACAUACUGUGCGUAGGUUAUUCGUAGAAAUACUGUAACACACUGCCUCUAAGCCUUGACUGCCAGAAUGCAUUCCACUGAGUGUUGGGAGACUGAAAUGAUCUGAAUGAUGGCACACGGUGACCUUUCCCCUAGUCACCAUCAGUCACCUUUGUUGGAGUCAUCAUGAGGAUUGCCAUUUUUUUAAGCACUAUUGACCCUACCGGCCCUGAUUAUACUGGCACUGAACGGAUGAAUGGACUUUAAAAGAAACAAGUCUCUCUUUCAUGAAAAACGUCA